GACGCAAGUAUUUCAUGCUAGCUAGUGGAAGCCGGUAAUAUUUAAAGGUUACUCGUGUGAAUUAUAUGGCAAUAGCGGUGUCGUUGAGUUAUGUUUCAUACUUUUUUUUAUUAUCUCGUUAGUGUUUAUAAAUCUAACAUUUGUUUUAGCAUGCCAGUGCCAUUCAACAAACCGAACGGGUUGACAUUUUGUUUGCUAAGCUAAUGAGCUAGCCUCAUUUGUUUACAUCCGAGCUGGUAACUUUCAGUCAGGAAGCCCUGGGCUCUCCACGCUUAUGUCGUUUUAAAUGGUCUCUUUCUGUUGCUACAAAACGUGGUUCAAGGAGGAGUGUGAUGGUAUAAAAUAGCCAACGAAUAUAUUUUAUAGCAUGAUGGCAGUGAAAUAGGAGUAAAGAUGAGUGCCUUCAGGCCGUCAGAGCUUCUCGCUGGUAUCUGUCAAACAGAGGAGCAGGAUCCUUUCCCCCUGUGGCAGAAUGGACACAUCAGCUCCUGUUUUAACCAACUCGUCCUCGGAGCUCUGCCUCAUGCAGGGAUGGCUGUGUUCAGUGCCUGCUACCUCGGCAUGGCAAGAUGUGACCUCCUGCAGUCGUCUCUUCCCUGUGGUUGGACGCUCAGGCUUGUAACCGCCAUGUUGGCCGCGUUGCUCUUCACUGCAGACGUCGUCCUUGUGAGUCUCCUUCAGCAGGCUGAUAUGUAUCUGGACGUCCUGGCUGACAGCUGUGCCAUUGUGGCCUGGCUGGUCCACUUCAGUGCCAUCGCAGUGCUCCAGAGGACCGCUUACAAGAGAACCAGAGGACCAACCCUGCUGCUGCUUUUGGUUCUUCUGUCUGUACCAAACCUGGUGUUCACUCUGAUCAUUUAUUGUGACAAUCAGGAAUAUUUGAACCUCAAAGAACCUCUUAAAUUUACGCGUUUCGUGCUAGUCUUAGCCCGGACGCUUCCCGUUCUGGUUUAUCUUCUGGCCUUUGUGUUCCCCUGCAUCAGUGACGCUGGAUAUACUUUAUACAUCAACACUGAGGAUGGAUCUCCGCUCAUCACAGACAGCACUCAGCUGGAUACGGGUGAGAUGGUGGCUGAGGAUGGUAGCAGCUGCUUCUCACGGCUAUUCUACCUCUGGCUGACUCCUCUGCUCAGACGAGGGCAACGAGGGGAGCUAGACAGACCGGCUGAUGUUUAUCACCUCCCAAGAAAACUUAGGACUAGUGUGGUAUGUCGAUACUUCCAUCAGUGCUGGGAAGCCUGCAGACGAGGGGAAACAGUCAUUGAUGGGCAGGAUCAGUGGCCCCGGCCGGUCAGCAGGAACCUCCUGAGUGGCACUUGGAGUUCUCACUACCAGGAGGAACCUCUGGAGCUGGAGGGGAAUGUAGGACUUUUUAGGGUGCUGCAUAAGGCAUUUGCUUUGCGGUACUACAUCCUUGGUGUGCUGAAGGUGACGGUGAACAUGCUGAGCUUUGCAGGACCGCUUCUCCUCAGCAGUCUGGUGAACUUCAUGGAGGAGGAGGGAGCUCCAGUAAGCUGGGGUGUCCGGUGCGCUGUGGGCCUCUUUGCUGCCACUCUUCUCUCAUCUGUCCUCAGAAAUGUGUUCGUCUUCGAGGUGUCCAAAGUGGCGCUGUCAGCACGCACUGCUCUCGUGUCGGCCAUCUAUGCUAAAGCCCUGCGGGUCAGUGGCAGCAGCCUGGCCGGUUUCACUCUGGGCGAGGUGGUAAACUUAAUGAGCACAGACACAGACCGCGUGGUUAACUUCUUCAACAGCUUCCAUGAGUUAUGGAGCUUGCCCUUCUGCUUUAGCAUCACCCUCUACCUGCUGUACCUGCAGGUGGGUGUUGCUUUCCUCGGUGGGCUGUGUGUGGCGCUGCUGCUGGUGCCUUUCAACAAGUUCCUUGCUUCUCGUAUACUUAGCAACAACCAACAUAUGCUCAGGCACAAAGACAGCCGUGUUAAGUUAAUGACAGAAAUCCUCUUUGGUAUUCGCGUCAUCAAGUUCUACAACUGGGAGCCUCAUUUCACUCAGAAAGUGGCAGACUGUCGUAAGCUAGAGCUGUCCCACCUCAAAGCCCUCAAGUACUUGGAUGCCUUGUGUGUCUACACCUGGGCUGGUCUGCCUGUGGUCAUCUCCAUACUCACCUUCAUCACAUAUGUCCUACUGGGACACCAGCUGACUGCAGCUAAGGUGUUCACCACGCUGGCUCUGGUGGGAAUGUUGAUCAUCCCGCUCAACUCUUUCCCCUGGGUGCUCAAUGGCAUCCUGGAGGCCAAAGUGUCUCUGGAGCGAAUCCAGCGCUUCUUUAAACUGACCAACCAGGAUCUGCAGGCGUACUACGCCCUGGUGACUCCUGAAGACAGCCAAACAUCCAUCCUUUUGAGUCAGGGGAAAUUUUCCUGGCAGGGGCCCAACAGUUCAAACCAAAACAACGAAGGAGAAAGUGAACGUGGAGCUGCUAGAGGGAGUCUGCUGCUGCAUAGUCUCAAUCUACACAUCACAAAGGGUUCUCUGGUUGUGGUGGUGGGGAAGGUCGGCUGUGGGAAGAGUUCAUUACUGGCUGCCCUCACUGGAGAACUCAGCAGGCUGAGUGGAGUGGUGUAUGUCGCAGACAGAGAGGUGGGUUUUGGUCUAGCCUCUCAGGAGCCAUGGAUCCAGCAUGCAUCAGUACGGGACAACAUCCUGUUUGGAAAAGUCUAUGACCACGCCUUAUACCAGUCUGUGAUUGAGGCCUGUGCUCUGUCAGACGACCUCAACGUUUUGCCAAAUGGUGAUAAGACAGAAGUGGGGGAGAAUGGAGUGACACUGAGCGGAGGACAGAAGGCUCGUCUGGCCCUCGCCAGAGCUGUUUAUAUGGACAAAGACAUCUACCUCCUUGACGACCCCUUGGCGGCAGUCGAUUCUGACGUGGCUGAACACCUAAUGAAGAAAUGCAUCAUGGAGCUCCUCAGGAAAAAGACCAGAAUCCUUUGCACACACCGCCUCGAGUUUGUGGACAAAGCAGACAUGGUUGUCCUCAUGGAGAACGGAACAAUCAUCAAAACAGGCACACCAGCUGAAAUCCUUCCUUUGGUAGAGGCAGUGCCGAAAAAACGGAAGAAUGACCACAACAUGAAAGAGAAAGAUGGUGUGGAGCAGGAGGAAGAGGAGCUGGGUUCCUCCCCUGAGCUUUGUCUAGAUGAUGACCCUGACCUGUCGUGGGCAGAGCAGAAGCAAGUGGGUGGUCUGGCGUGGAGCGUUUACAGGACCUACUGGGCUGCUGCUGGCAGAGUGUUAGCUACUUCCAUCCUGAUGUGUCUGCUCCUCAUGCAAGCCUCUAAGAACGUCUCUGACUGGUGGUUGUCCCACUGGAUAUCAAAGCUGAAGAACAACGGUUCUGCUACAAUAAAUGGUUCUUCAUCAGGUGCCUUCAGCUCACCUCACCUGCUGCUCUUCUCUCCUGGAGGGUUAACGUCCUCCCCAUCCUCCUCUGUUCAAACGUUCCCUCCAAGCAACCUGAGCUCUGAUGUCAAGUUUUACCUGGUGGUGUAUGGCUCCAUUGCGGGGGCUAACACCGUCUUCACUGCACUCCGAGCUUUUCUCUUUGCAUAUGGAGCGAUCUGCGCUGCCAAAACCAUCCACAACAGACUGCUGGACCGGGUCCUUAAGGCCACAGUGACUUUCUUCGACACCACCCCGAUGGGCCGCAUUCUAAACCGUUUCUCCUCAGAUCUGUACAGCGUGGACGAUAGCCUACCUUUUAUCCUGAACAUCCUCCUGGCCAACGUCUUCGGCCUGCUCGGCAUGCUGGUGGUGAUAAGUUAUGGCCUCCCCUGGGUCCUGGUUCCCCUGCUGCCCCUUGCUCUGCUCUACUACUGCACCCAGCACUAUUAUAGACACACCUCCCGCGAGCUGAAGCGCCUGUGCAGCCUCACUCUGUCGCCUGUCUAUUCACACUUCUCUGAGACGCUGACGGGGCUGGGGACCAUCAGGGCAAGCGGCAGCUCUGCCAGGUUUGAGGAGGAGAACGCCAGGCGUCUGGAGCAGAACCAGCGCUGCCUCUUCCUCAGCAACGCCGCCAUGCAGUGGCUGGACAUCCGCCUGCAGCUGAUUGGUGUUGCAGUGGUGACAUGCCUCGGUGUUAUCGCUGUCGUGCAGCACCAGUAUAACAAAGUGGAUCCAGGUCUGGUGGGUCUGUCCCUGUCCUACGCUCUGUCCAUCACAACGCUGCUGUCUGGCCUCAUAUUCAGCUUUACACAAACUGAGAUGCAGCUGGUGAGUGUGGAGAGGACUGAGGAGUACUCCACUGAACUUCCCACCGAGCCACAGCAGCAAAACGCACAGCUGCCGCCUUCAUGGCCUGAGCAGGGCUGGUUGGAGUUCAGGGAUGUCGUUCUAGCUUACAGAGAAGGUUUCCCUAAUGCUCUGGACCGGGUGAGUCUGGUGGUGAGGCCUGGGGAGAAGGUGGGCAUCAUGGGACGGACAGGCUCUGGAAAGUCUACCCUGUUCCUUGCCCUGUUCAGGAUGGUGGAGCUGAACCAGGGUCAGAUUCUCCUGGACGGGCUGGACAUCACCACUGUGGGUCUCGCUCAGCUCAGGUCCAGGUUGGCCAUUAUUCCUCAGGACCCCUUUCUGUUCAGCGGGACCAUCAGGGAGAAUCUGGACCCGUGUGGGAGACACUUAGACCAGCAGCUGAUGGAGGUCCUGGACCAGUGUCACCUGAGCUCGGUGGUCCAGAGGAUAGGUGGUCUGGAUGCUGAGAUUGGUGAAAGAGGGAAAUCCUUCUCUGUGGGGCAGAGACAGCUGCUGUGUUUGGCUAGAGCUCUGCUGACUCAGGCUAAGGUUCUGUGUAUUGAUGAAGCCACAGCCAGCGUGGAUCAGAAGACCGACAAACUGCUGCAACAGACGAUAAGAGAGACAUUUAAGGACAAAACUGUCCUCACUAUUGCACACAGGAUCAACACUAUCAUGGACUGUGACAGGGUGCUGGUGAUGCAUGCUGGGAAGGUGAUGGAGUUCGACACGCCGGCUGCUCUCUGCCAAACUGACCACUCGAUCUUCCAGGGGUUGGUUGGUCAGAGAAGAGAAAGCAGAUGACUGUAAUGAUUCUGAAGAGAAAAAGAGACCUCAUUUAAUAAUUUUGAUUUGAUAUUUUUAUGUUGGAGGGUUUGCAGAGAACCUGCUACUUUUUUUGUACUUUCCUGCUGCAUUUUUACAGAAAAACUAAAAACUUAUUUAAAGAACUGUUCUACUGUUGAAGUGUAGAGGCUGUGAAUGCUUUUCUCCGGGGUAUUUUCUUUAUAAGAAGAAGAUUGAGCUGAGAAAUGAUGAUAUGUAAUUUUCUACAUUUAUUUUCUUUAAAGUGAUCUUUUAAAUAAUUGAUCAGCAUUCUUUAAUGUUUUUCUUUGUAGUUUCUGCCUUCCUGAUUGCAUUUUGGUUGUUUUUUAAAAGCCAUACAGUUGUGUUGCCUGUUGGUAAAAUGAUAUACUUACCCAGUCUUUUAUCAUGUGACCUAUUUAUUGUUUUUACUGAUUCACUUUUCUUGGAGGGGUCCAGUAGUUACAUCAGCGUUUGUGCAUUUUGGAAAUGACUAAAAAUGUUAAAAUGAAGAAAUAUAAAAUUGCACUCUUUGGUUAGCUGCUACUAAACACUAAAUAUACGUUCUCAGUCUUCUAAAAUUUUAACCCUAAUUCAUCCAGUUUACAAAUACAAAGGAAACCACAAAAUAAGGUCAACUAAAGAAGAACUAUAAUUGUACGCAGAGCAGCAAUAAGUUGUGUACAAGUAACAACAGUAACUAACUAAUUUUAUUUUAAACCUGUUUUGAAAAUAUGGAAGUCCAUAUUUAUGUACAACAACUAUCAAGAAGUAGAAAAAACAAAGUGCAUAUUGCUCUGUGUUAAAGUUCUACAAAGAUAUCAGCAAUAUUUACUAAUGAAGGUUGAACUGAUGUUACCUUUAACUAUCAAAGUUCAUCAGUUGAAUGGCUGAGGAUAUUAAGAAAUUUAUAUCUGUUGGUUUUUGCCAGGGCGGUAUUUUCAGUGAACAACCAAACACAAGGUCUAAAACUGUGAGUGCUGUCAGACGGGUCAAACAGACCUUGAUCACCUCUUUUUUACACUUGUCUGUUUAGAUCGAGAGAAGCAUUCUAAAAGGUAAAAAAAAAAGGCAAAUUUAAACAUGAAAUCAUCUUUUUCUCCCUACCUAAGUCAGUAAAAGAUAUAUUUUAUUGAAUAGGCAGUUAUCAAAGAUCAUCUUUGUAUUACUGCUUCAUUAUAAAUGAAUGAGUCAGUACUUGUUAACAAAACAGUCUUGUGUGAAUGAUUCUUCUUUAUGUUAGCCAUUUUUAAAAUAAAACUAGCUGUACUUUUUUAUAUUCUAAGAUUUUCUAUUUGAAAUAAGACUUAAUUGAAGGUCUGUCAUUGGUGAAGGUUUACAAUUUACACUAUUGAAGGUUAGAAGCUAAUAGCCUUUAAAAACUGACACGGAUCAUAUAGAAGCGAGUUUAAUCAGUAACAGCACAGAGAUUGCUACAAUAAACCACUACUGAUGAACCCUCACGCCAGCUUCGUGUUGAUCUAAGUACAAUUUCUUUCAACAUUUUCAUAAAUUAUCUAAUUAUUUCAAUUGGUUUAAUGUACAUCAUAUUAAUCACUACUUACUGAAUGAUUUGGUAUUCCUCAGGGAAGCGGUUUUGGUCCCCUGUUUUUUUGUUGUUGUUUUUUUGCUACAUGUGCAUUUCUUGGGUGGUAAUGUUGAUUGUUAUGGCUGUAUGCUGAUGAUGAACAAUUUUGUAUUUCUGUUGCUACAAACAAUGCAAAAACAUACCCUGUCUACUUUUCUGUUGAAGGUAAAACAUAAAUAAAUUAGUUAUAGUUCAAUAAUA
Messenger RNA from Labrus mixtus (cuckoo wrasse), 6844 nucleotides. It is a transcript of the gene abcc10, whose product is annotated as ATP-binding cassette, sub-family C (CFTR/MRP), member 10. Gene Ontology annotation, cellular component: membrane. The record is from RefSeq and is a predicted model, not a curated record. Gene Ontology annotation, biological process: transmembrane transport. Lineage: Eukaryota; Metazoa; Chordata; Actinopteri; Labriformes; Labridae. The transcript has 22 exons. Bases 394 to 5055 code for a protein of 1553 amino acids. Gene Ontology annotation, molecular function: ATP hydrolysis activity; ATP binding; ABC-type transporter activity.